ACUCUCUCUAUCUCUCUUCCACAAAAUUCGAACCCCUUCUUCCCUCACAACAACACAUACACACUUCUUCUCAGAACUCAUCCCCAAAAUCUCACAUUUCAACACACAUUUCUUUAUUUCCAUAAACAAUUCCAUGAAACACUCUCUGUCUCACCAUUCAUCGUUUCGAACAAUUCAAUAUCUGAUUUUUCAGACUUGUCUCAGAUUUCAAUCUUACUCAGAAUCAUCGAUUCAAACAAUUCGAAUAGCUUUUGAUUUUUCUGGCCAUCGCAUGGACGGUAACUAGUUGGUUGCCUCAAUCUCAACGGUAAAGAAAUGAUUGAAGUAUUUCUCUUGUAUUUCAACGAAUUAGGGUUUGGGUUAGGGCUUUUCCUUGAUUGGGUUGUUGAAACUGAUAUGGGCUGUGGAGGAUCUAAGGUGGAUAUGGGCUGUGGAGGGUCUAAGGUGGACGGUUUGCCAUUGGUGAUACGCUGUCGGGAGAGAAAAGAGCUACUUAGAGCAGCCGGUGACCACCGCUACGCCCUCGCCUCCGCUCACGUAUCGUAUUUCCGGUCAUUGAAGGACAUCGGAGAUGCCCUUCGGAAGUUCGUGGACGAAGAGCUUGUAAUUGCCUCCCCUUUGGAUUCCCCUGUGUUGUCAUUGCCCUCUGAUGAAGGAAAGAGCAAGAAGAAGAAAAAUAUAGAUACACGUUAUAGUAAUAGGAGUGGAAGGAGUAAGAAAAGCUCGUCUUCAGAUACUUCAAUGUCGCAUUCGGGUUCAAUUUCGCAUGUUCAUUCGGUGCAGGAGGAUGACGAUGAUGAUCAUGCUGCAGAGGAUUCACAUUUGAAUUUGUCUUCUGAUUUGGAAACUUCUGGUCAUAUCCACAUGCAUGAUAGUGAUGGUGAAGAUGAAGGGCCAAAUCUUUCGCCACUACCUCAUACAGAUUGGGGUCCUUAUGGGAUGAAUCAACCUCCUCAAACAGCUUGGGGUCCUUAUGAGGGGAUGAAUCAACCUCCUCAAACAGAUUGGGAUCCUUAUAGAUAUGGAAUGAAUCAAGAGUCUCAGAAUUGGGGACCAUAUGGAGGGAAUUCAACUUCUUAUGCCCAUUAUAUGAAGAGUUCUGCCCCGGCUGCACGGACGGUGAUUCAUGAGGCUGAGCCACAGAGGUCUGCAGCUGAGACAUCAUAUGUGUAUUCAAGCUCAUAUCCAGAGUACUCAUAUGGUAACGGAGGAUUUUUUGGGUUUCCAAUGAGUUCGCCGUCUGGAGAGCCCUCUAAGAAUAGACAACCAAGCCCUCCACGCGGUCCCCCUCCGCCUCCAUCACCGAAGGUCUCUUCUUGGGAUUUCUUGAAUCCAUUUGAUGUUUUUGAUAAUGGUUACCCUGGUUAUUUUUCUCAGAAGGCAUAUGGGUAUGGUUCAGUUGUUAGUAGUCCCGAUUCUAAUGAAGUGAGAGAAAGGGAGGGAAUUCCUGAUUUAGAAGAAGAAACAGAGAAUGAGGUAUAUGAAAAUACUUACAAGGGGAAGAAGGUGAAGGAAGAUGUAAAGAUAAGUUCAAGUGAGGGUAGUGGAGCUGUGCCAUCACAAAAGAGUGAGAGGAUUUCAAGGCCACCACCAUCAAAAAGUAGUCAAGGCAAUUUAAGGGAAGUACCAUCACAUAGUAGUGAGGAUAGUUCAUGGGAAGUACCAUCAGCGCACAAUUUGGGCACUUCAAGGGCAGCGCCACCACAAAACAGUGAAGGAACAGGCUCAGUUAAUGUGAAAGAAGAAAAGAGCAGUCCGGAUAUUGUAUCAACGAACACGGAAGAUAGGUAUGCAAGGAAGAAGGGGGUUAGUUUUGACAUAGAGGAUGCAUGGACACAUGAUGUUGAAUCUUUGAAAUUGAGUAGUUUAACUACAAUAUCGGCUCAUGGAACUCGGGAUCUUCAAGAGGUUGUUAGAGAAAUCAAGGAUGAAUUUGAGAUUGCCUCUAGUUAUGGGAAGGAGGUUGCACUGAUGCUUGAGGUUGGGAAGCUGCCUUAUCAGCCUAGAUUCACAAAAGAGAUCUUUUCCAGAAUUCUGUACUUUAUAACACCUUCCUUGUCAUCUUCACAUCCCCCGUCGAGGCAGUCAGCAAGAUUAGCUUCUAAAGCAAUGAAAUUGGCAAAAUCUUACUAUGAGGAGACUGGGAAGGACAUUUUUGUCAAGCCUAUUAACCUUUCAUCUACUUUGGAGAAGCUGUAUGCAUGGGAGAAGAAGCUAUAUAAGGAAGUUAAGGAUGAAGAAAGGCUUAGGGUUAUCUACGAAAAGCAGUGCAAGAAGCUGAAAGAUUUGGAUGAUCGAGGAGCAGAGUCUAGUAAAAUUGAUGCUACACGAGCUUCAAUUAGAAAGUUGUUGACAAAACUCGGUAUUUGUAUCAAAGCUAUAGAUGCUAUAUCAAGCAGGAUACAUAAGUUGAGGGAUGAGGAGUUGCAGCCCCAAAUCACUGAGUUGAUCCAAGGAUUGACAAGAAUGUGGGAGUCCAUGCUUAAGUGUCACCAGAAGCAGUUUCAAGCUAUUAUGGACAGUAAAACUCGAACUUUGAGGGCGAACAUUGGCUCUAGAAAAGAUUCAAGCUUGAGGGCCACUGUUGAACUCGAAAUGGAGCUCCAUAGAUGGUGUCACUGUUUGAAUGAUUGGAUUCACACUCAAAAAUCAUACAUUGUGUCCCUAAAUGGAUGGCUUCUGCAGUGCCUUGAUUAUGAGCCAGAAGAAACUCCAGAUGGAAUUGUUCCCUUCUCACCAGGCCGGAUAGGAGCUCCUCCAGUUUUUAUAAUUUGUUAUGAUUGGAAACAAGCUAUGGAAACAUUUUCAGAAGCUGGUGUGGCAGAUGCAAUGCGUAAUUUUGCUUCAAACUUGCGACGGUUAUGGGAGAGACAAGAUGAGGAGCAACGUCAAAAGCUGAAAGCUGAGUACAUUUCAAAGGAUUUUGAGAAACGGCUAAGAACACUUCGGAUGGAGAGGGGAAGAAUGGAGCGUCAUCAAGAUGCAAUGUCAGAAAAAAGUGGUUCAAUUGUUCCUUCUGAAAGUGAAGUUUCGGCAAAGGAUGAUCUAAAGGUGGACUUGGAUUCGAUAAAAGGUAGGUUGGCUGAAGAGAGAGCAAGGCAUAAGGAUGCCAUGAAAUUAGUGCAUGAUGCUGCUUCUAGUAGUGUACAAGGAGGUUUGAUUCCUAUUUUCAAGGCUUUGGAGGACUUCACUUCAGAGGCUUUGAAAGCUCACGAGCAAGUUAGGAUACAAAAAAAUGGGCGGGUCUCCUAGCAAGCGUUUUAUUCUCUAUACGAAAAUGGACUGCUUUCUUUGGUUAGAGAUUCCUGCUUUGAGCAGCCAGUGGCAGCCGUAUGAUCAUCUGCGCUAACAAAUAUUAAAUUAAGAAACAUCUACUCUAGCACCGAUUAAAUUAGGAUAGAAUGACGAAAAAUUUUAUAGUUGAAUUUUUUGGCAGUGUAGAGAGCAGCAUUGCGAAGAUGUUGAAAACAAAGGGUUGUGGAAACCACUCCUGGAGAGCAUGAAGAUUAGUAGCUUAAGUGAGUUCUCUGGUGUGGUGAUCAAUUUGGAGAUUGAAGGCGUGUGUUUGGAUUUCGAUUUUGCUACAACCCCAGGGUAAGAGAGGUAAGAAUUUUGUACAGAAAUUCUUAGAUUUAUUAUUUGGUUGCUGUUUGAUGCUUAGUUUGUAGAUCGUUCAUAUGGUUAUGUAGUAUGAAAGGAGGAUUUUAAAUUGAUGUAGCAACCAAACUCCGAAAUUUUG
Ilex paraguariensis (yerba mate) is the source of this 3739-nucleotide messenger RNA. Lineage: Eukaryota; Viridiplantae; Streptophyta; Magnoliopsida; Aquifoliales; Aquifoliaceae. The record is from the annotation of a GenBank genome assembly.